GAGGUAAGUCUUAACAUUAGUUACCAUAGUUUCUGAUUGACAUACCAUGCAAUGACUGGAUAUGAACCUCUUAUUUCUUUUCAUGGCUCCUUGCUAACCCUGGCCCUUCUAAGUCCAAGGCUCCAGCCAAGAAAACUGCAAGAAAACCAUGCAAGAAGAAAAGUAUCGAGUCAGAGGAGGAGGAAGAAAAGGGUGUCUCAGGUGAAGAAAACAAGGUGGCUGGUUCUAAAUUUUACCUUCCCAGACAUGGACGACAGCAGCCUUAGCCCCUACAAUGGGGACCAUGAAGGCAAAGACUCAAAUGCCACAGAUUAUGACUGUAUCAUAUGUUUCGAGACCUGGAAACCAGGGCACUUCAAAGGAAUGUUUUUACCAUGCCGCCAUGACAAUUUUUGUUUCCACUGUGCAUUCAGUGAAAAAAUAAAUAAAGUCAUAUGCCCCCUGUGUCGUAUGCCUAUCGAUACAGUGGACUCUGUUCUGAUUUAGAACAGUUAUAUUGCACUUUCUUUAUUUUUUUAUGACUAUUUGCAUUUGUUUCUAUAAUUGUAUUGUAUUUUCUUGGUACUUUCAUUCUUUGAUUUACUUAACUUUUAGGCAUGGUUUGAGUUAAAAUGCCUUUUAUUUAUAUUUUACUGCUACCAAGUUUGCUUUAUUGGUAUUUUGAUUCUUUGAUUUAGUGAUUCAAAUAUCAAAAAAUUUUAAAGCAUGAGUAAAACUCUGUUUCAAGUAUUUUAAUAAGUACGUAUUCUGUCUGGACCCAAGGUUCCUACCAAGGCAAGUUGUUUUUUGUUUUCUUUCAUUUGCAUUUGUCAUGUAACAGGUUUUUUGAAACCA
Frankliniella occidentalis (western flower thrips) is the source of this 834-nucleotide messenger RNA. RefSeq lists its product as uncharacterized. The transcript has 3 exons. The record is from RefSeq and is a predicted model, not a curated record. The coding region runs from base 52 to 486 and encodes 144 amino acids. NCBI's taxonomy places the organism in Eukaryota, Metazoa, Arthropoda, Insecta, Thysanoptera, Thripidae.